AUGUCUAGGCUAACUUACGAUUGCAUUAGAUCAAUCUUAGAACAUGAAGACCAAAACUUGAGUGAUGGGAUAAUUGUCCAGAUUUUGAACCCAAAGGUGUCUACUCUCGAAGACAAAAUUUACUGAAAAGGGGCUAUUUCUUGAGGUAACCUUAGCGUUUACUGUGUGAUCAAAGGCACAUGCGCGAAAGAAUCAAAGGAGCAAUACGGGGCAUAUGAGCUCAACAAGUACGACGUGGUGAAGUUUACCAAAUGGCAGGUCAAAGAAGCAGGCUCAUCUACUUCCAAGCAAAAGACUUUCUUAAUUAUAAGUGGGCCGUAUCAAAUACUGAAAACUGGACUGACUUCAAAUAUUGGAAAUCCCAGAAGUUAUUAUGAUUUCCCACGUGGAGAAGGGAUUCCAGCUCCUGAUCCCAAGAACUGAAUUAUUCCUGGUAGUGCAUCUACAAAGGAAGAGGUAAAAGAGAGUCCCGCAAUAAAAUCCAAAGGAAGAAAAUCUACAAUUAGAAUGGAUGGAUCUCCCUCAAAAGAUGUCACUGAUGAUUACAUGCCAAUUAAAGCAAUCAGUAAUCAAACUUUUGACUGGGUAAUUUUAGCAAAAGUGACUAGUAAGUCAGCAAUCAGGCAUUACAACAAUAAAAAUGGUCCAGGAAAGCUGUUCAAUGUUGAGUUAGCAGAUGGAUAUGGAACUCAAAUUCAAGCAACAGCCUUCAAUGCAGUUGUAGACAAAUUUUAUGACAUGAUAGAAGUUGGAAAAAUCUAUAGGAUCUCGAACUGCUCAGUAAAAGUAGCAAACAAGAAAUUUUCAAGUAUCAAGCAUGACUAUUGCCUCUUUAUUAAUGAAAACUCUACAUUUGCGAUAUCGGAAGACCAAGGGGCAGAUAUAUAGCAGAUGUUCAGAUUUCAAGAAUUGGACUUCACAUUGUAGCGAAUACUUCGGAAGGAAAUGCUCUAGAUUUAGUAUGAAUUCCUAUCGAAGAUUACGGAACAAGAGAGAUCCUGACUAAAUCCGGGCAGACUAGAAAACUCAGAACUAUCCUUGUUGUUGAUGACACCAAGACUGAGAAAAUGGAAGAAGACGAAGUUCUAGGCAUCGAAGUCCAGAUCUGGGGAGACAAACCUGAGAAUAUCAGGAUCGAUGAGGGCAAGAUACUCGUAAUUAAAGGAUGCAGGACUAAUAAAUUCAGAGAUAAUAUCAGCAUCACUUGUGGAGAUAAUAAUAGUUUCUACUACUUUGAAGAUGUCAAACAUAUAAAGGAAAUGCUUUUGGUCAUGAAAUGGUAUAAAGGCAUUACUAAGGGAGGUAAAGAUAUAAAAAGCAAGGUAGUAAAUAUUUCAGGAGAAAGCUCAGAGGAUUCAUCAAAGACACCCACUAGAAUGCUUAUCCAAGCUGAUAUAGAAAGACUUGAGUAUUACUACACCUAUGUUACUCUUGACUUAAUAAGGGCAGAUGAGAGAGCUGUUUAUACUGCAUGCCCAGAAUGAAGGAAAUAAAAUUGAUCAAAGUAUUGAAGGAAAAUGGGAAUGACAUGCUUGCAGUAAAGCUUUCGAUAAGCCUAACUAUACUUACAUGCUAAGUUGUAAAAUAUCAGAUGGAUAUGCCUAUGGUGAACGAGUUGGAGUAAAAUGGCUGAGUGCCUUCGGAGAUCAAGGCCAGCAAUUGAUAGGGAGUAUUUCUGCACAUGAGUACUAUAAGAAUUGUAAUGAAGAUUUAAAUGACAGGGACAAAUUGAAAGAUCUUGCGAAGGAAAAUCAGUUUAAGAAAUUCAGAGUUUUGAUCAAAAAGAGUGAAAACGAAUACCAAGGAGAGAUUAGGGACAGAUUCACAGCUAUAAAAAUCUUCCCUUCAAGAGUUGCACAAGAAAAUACUCAUCUUCUUGACAUCCUUAAUCAAUAUAAUGGUGCUUAGUAUUAUUUUCAAUAGAAUUCA
Molecule: messenger RNA, 1929 nt
Organism: Moneuplotes crassus
Lineage: Eukaryota; Ciliophora; Spirotrichea; Euplotida; Euplotidae
Source: the annotation of a GenBank genome assembly